This is a messenger RNA of Monosiga brevicollis MX1, 918 nucleotides long. RefSeq lists its product as uncharacterized. Bases 27 to 770 code for a protein of 247 amino acids. The transcript is spliced from 7 exons. The record is from RefSeq and is a predicted model, not a curated record. NCBI's taxonomy places the organism in Eukaryota, Choanoflagellata, Craspedida, Salpingoecidae.
CGCAGAGAAUAUAUCGCACCGCUGCCAUGGAUGUCAAUGUGGAUCAAAGUCUCGAUGCGCUGGCCAAGAGCAUGAAAAAAGCCCCGGCAGCGACGAAAGCCAACAAGGGCAAGGGCAAGGGCAAGGCCGCUGCUACGACCCCGCGCGGCCAGCAACGCAAGCAACAACAAAAGGGGGCCAAGGCAGCGGAGAGCGCUACUGCCAAGCGCAAGGCCGCCACCAAGGACCAACAGCAAGCCUCACGCAAGAACCAACGCCAAGCCGCCGCCAACGCCAAGCGCGGACUCCCGGCGGCGACCCCAUCACAGGCCGGCGGACAAAAGAAAGCCAAGAAGGGGGGCAACAAGCCCGUGAAAGCACAACAGUCUCAGCAACAGCAAAAGCAGAAGCAGGGCAAGGGCAUCAAGGGUAAGACCGUGGUUGCCACCAACGGGCCCAAGACCAAGAAGCUCAAAGUCAGCAUCAAGAACGAUGCCGCCAAAAAGGCGCGGGCCAAACAACCCGCCAUCAAGAGCAACCCCAACAAGGUCAAGCAGAUGAAGCGCUCCGUAGAGCGCAUCGUCCAGGCCGGAGGCCGCAUGCCCGCCGUGGCCACCAAGCAAACGAUGCACCAACGCUUUGCUCGCAUCCCAAGUAAAAGCAUGUGCGAGACAAGCUUUUUUUCUAUUUCCAAGGUGCCCCUCGCAGGUGUCCCGGUUGGUAUUGUGGUGUUGAGUAACAUCAAGGGUGACUUCCGCCUGGAGGCGCUUUGCCAUCAAGUCCAAGCUUGAACCAUAUGCAAUUGUUCAAGGUGAAGCGCCGUGACCCUGCCCGCUGUGGUGGCUCUCACUCCAAACGCCCCACGACCAAUAAAAGCGAGAUUGCUAGGCUGAUUUUUGGUUACUUUCAAUUCUUGAAGGCGUGCAUGGAGACUCGGGU